AUGGACUCCUCCAGCACCACCAGCAGCCACAGGCACUCGAGGUCGCGGGCGCCCAACUCGUCGUCCUCGGACGUGGGCGGCCACCGACCGCGCCGCGCCUCGUCCAUCGCCUCGUCCAGCACCUCCAGAAGCAGCAGGACGGUUCCCAAGACGUCCCGAGACGCAAUGAGCGAAUUCAUCCCGUGGCUCGGCAACAACGAGUCGCCAAAGACCCCCACCGACCCCGUGAAGGAGCUGCAGCACGUCAAGGACAAGGCCAAGAGGUUGGAGGAGAAGCUCGAGGCCAAGUCGGCAAAGCUCAGAGAGACCAGGCUCAUGGCCAAGGAGGAUAUCGCUGGGCUGGAGAAGAAGGCCGCCUCCCUUGAGAGGGUGCUGGCCGAGGCCACAAAGAGGGAGGAGGAGGCCAACUCCCAGGUCGCGUCCAUGCGAGAGAAGAGGGACGCGUUGAAGAAGGAGAAGGAGGCGCUCCGCAAGGAGCUGACAGAGGCCGACAGCAACAACCAGAAGCUGGAUGCGACCGCCGCUCGGCUGAAGAAGGAGAAGAAGGCGCUGGGCGAGGAGAAGAAGGUCGUGGCCGAUGAGCUGGAGGCGCUGCGCACGAAGCUGCCCGCGUCCAACAAGAAGCAGAAGCAGCUCGAGACCGACAAUGCCCGACUCAAGGAGGAGAUAACCGCCCUGAAGAAGACGAAUGCGGAGCUCACCAAGAAGAAUUCGUCGAUCCUCGCCGCCAUCAAGAAGAUGGAGGCCGAGAGGGACGCGGCCAUGGACAGCAGCAAGCAGACGUCGACCGAGCUCACCGAGCAAAAGCGAAACAACAAGGCCCUGCGCUCCGAGCUCCAGAAGCUGCAGCUGUACAAGGAGAAACUACAGCAGAGCGUCAGCCGACGCUGGCCCCACCAACGACUGUGGACGGGCAUGGUGCGGUUCUGCAUGGCGAUCUUCCCGGCGAAGACCAAGUAG
Messenger RNA from Clonostachys solani, 960 nucleotides. The record is from the annotation of a GenBank genome assembly. Lineage: Eukaryota; Fungi; Ascomycota; Sordariomycetes; Hypocreales; Bionectriaceae.